Guillardia theta CCMP2712 is the source of this 786-nucleotide messenger RNA. RefSeq lists its product as hypothetical. NCBI's taxonomy places the organism in Eukaryota, Cryptophyceae, Pyrenomonadales, Geminigeraceae. Gene Ontology annotation, cellular component: cytosol; nucleus. The record is from RefSeq and is a predicted model, not a curated record. Bases 1 to 786 code for a protein of 261 amino acids. Gene Ontology annotation, molecular function: ATP binding; pantothenate kinase activity. The transcript has 11 exons. Gene Ontology annotation, biological process: coenzyme A biosynthetic process.
AUGAUAUUCUUAGCGGAACGUGCAGGAACUCUUACCAAACUUGUUGUCUUCAAACCUGGCGGAGAGCGGGAAUUUUGCAAUGACACUGAUCAUGAUAGCGGAUCGAUUCCUUUGAAGCUCUAUUCGUUCGAGACAAAGAAGAUCCACACAGUUGUUGAUUUCUUGAAAGCACGAGGCAUUUGCAACGUGCGGGUCAGCGCGUCCGGAGGAGGAGGGCACAAGUUUCAAGAGCUCUUUCAACGGGAGAUCGGAGUGAAGCUGUCCUCUGUCGACGAGAUGCGGUCCGUCAUCACUGGAGUGAAUCAUCGGCUACUCACAGGCAAGGGAUGGAAAGGGAGUCAGGAGGCCUUCCACUAUCGUUGGGGACUGGAUGCUGAGAGGAAGGCGUAUGUCUCCUUUGCCGGGAAGAAGAGCCCCUUUCCGUAUCUGCUCGUCAACAUCGGAAGCGGAGUCUCGAUCAUUCGUGUCGAUCAGCGGUCCUUCUUUCCCGUCGUUGUGCAUCCAAGGUUGAACGCCUGCCCGUCAGGUUCCUGUCUGGGAGGAGGAAGCUUCUUCGGCCUCUGCAAGCUUCUCACCGGGAAGUACAAGUUCGACGAGAUCGUGGAGAUGUCUCGACGAGGGAACAUCAACAACGUGGACCUGCUAGUAUCCGAUAUCUACGGGCAAGGAUUCGUGAAGGUUGCAGUUGCAGAUCACAGCAGCGAAACAUUCAGUCCUGAAGACAUGGUACGGCGCUUUGCAUACAUAAUUGUAGCAAUCGCACAACAGUUUGGUGAAAGGCGAUGA